AUGAAUUCUGAUGGCGAUACUAGUAACAGAACGCCUGGUGAAGAUGAAAAUGUAGCCCGUGGAGGAGGUGUCGAGUACACUGUUGAGUAUUUCGAACAGUUGGGAAAUCGAGCUCCGCGUGCAACUCGAGUACAGUGGAUGGCUGAGCAUGAGCCGCGCCGCUCUCGCCAUCUCCCACUACGAAUCAACUGGGAUACUGCUGUUGUUCUUCCUCCAACUAGUCGCAAUACUUUUGACCUUGGUACAAUGAGCGAUGAUACGCGUUCAUCUCCUGCUGAGCCGGCGUGGUACUCCCCUCGCCCAAUUUCGCGUGUACGCCCUUUUACUUGGCGUAAUACUCUCCCAGAACGUACAACACCAUCUGCUUGUUCUGGAAGUAUGUUUGCUUCGGUCGAGUCAUUCCUAGACGAGCGUUACGUUGGUCUAAGAUACAGACGCGAGAUCGCUCAGCCGCCUGGAUAUGAGUCGGCUCCUUUUCUGAUAUACGAAGAUACACCUGAAAAUUUGAAUCUCCACCUUGCUGAGAGCGGUGAUAAUGCCACUGGCAUUGAGAACUUGGCUCAGACUCGUACCCCAGGCAUCAUAGGUGAUGUAGACUUUGACGCAGCCAAUCUCGCCGAGGAGCAAGUUUCUCCUCGAGAGAGUGUCAGUUUGCGUCAAACUCAGGCCGAAUCCCGACGACUCAAUGCCAGAUUCGAAGACUUUUAUCAAUAG
Molecule: messenger RNA, 714 nt
Organism: Penicillium taxi
Lineage: Eukaryota; Fungi; Ascomycota; Eurotiomycetes; Eurotiales; Aspergillaceae
Exons: 1
Coding region: 1-714 (237 amino acids)
Source: RefSeq, a predicted model, not a curated record